CAUCACUCGGCGGGGAGGAGCGCACGGCUCCCGGCCAGGCUCAGCCGGGGUUCCUCGGCGGCCGCGGCCAUGACGCAGGGUCCCGGUGGCCGCGCGGCCCCCGAGCCCGAGGCGCCCACCACCUUCUGCGCGCUGCUACCGCGCAUGCCGCAGUGGAAGUUCGCGGCGCCCGGUAGCUUCCUGGGCCGCGGUCCGGCGGCUGCGCGCGUGGCGGGGGCGGCAGAGGCGCAGCCCGAGCCUGGGGUCCCCGCGCUGGCCGCCGUGCUGGGUGCCUGCGAACCGCGCUGUGCCGCGCCCUGUCCGCUACCAGCUCUCGGCCGCUGCCGGGGCUCGGGGUCGCGGGGCGCGCGGGGAACUCCCGACGUCGCCGACGAGUGGGUGCGCAAGGGCGGCUUCAUUCACAAGCCCGCGCACGGCUGGCUGCACCCCGAUGCGAGGGUCCUGGGGCCCGGGGUCUCUUACAUCGUUCGGUACAUGGGCUGCAUUGAGGUGCUCCGAUCUAUGCGCUCCCUGGAUUUCAACACCCGGACACAGGUGACGAGGGAAGCCAUCAAUCGGCUCCACGAGGCUGUGCCAGGUGUCCGAGGCUCCUGGAAGAAGAAGGCCCCCAACAAGGCGCUGGCCUCCAUCUUGGGGAAAAGCAACCUGCGCUUCGCCGGCAUGAGCAUCUCAGUCAACAUCUCUGUGGACGGCCUUAACUUGUCAGUUCCCGCUACCCGUCAGAUCAUCGCCAACCAUCACAUGCAGUCUAUUUCCUUCGCCUCCGGUGGCGACACGGACAUGACCGAUUACGUGGCCUAUGUGGCCAAGGACCCCAUCAACCAGAGAGCCUGCCACAUCUUGGAAUGCUGUGAGGGUCUCGCCCAGAGUGUCAUCAGCACCGUGGGGCAAGCCUUUGAGCUGCGCUUCAAGCAAUACCUGCACAGUCCGCCCAAGGCUGUCGUGCCCCCUGAAAGGCUGACCGGGCUGGAGGAGUCGGCCUGGGGUGAUGGUGAGGUUACUGCAGACCACGAUUACUACAACAGCAUUCCAGGAAAGGAGCCACCCCUGGGCGGGCUGGUGGACUCCAGACUGGCUGUCACACAGCCCUGUGCGCUGACAACACUUGGGGGCCUUGGACAGGGAUUGUCACCUGCCUGGAGAGAUGUCCGUGGCUUGCCUUGGGACAUGGGCCCCUCUGGAGCAGUCCCACCUGGGGAUGGCUACGUGCAGGCAGAUGCCCGAGGGCCACAUGACUACGAGGAACACCUGUAUGUCAACACCCAGGGCCUGGACGCUUUGGAGCUUGAGGACACCUCCGAGACACCUCUGCAGCCUGAGGACAGCCCCAAGAAGGACCUGUUUGACAUGCGACCCUUUGAAGAUGCCCUGAAGUUGCACGAGUGCUCCGUGGCAGCAGGCAUUACUGCAGCCUCACUCCCUCUGGAGGAUCAGUGGCCCAGCCCCCCUACCCGCAGGGCCCCCAUUGCACCCACAGAGGAGCAACUGAGGCAGGAGCCCUGGUACCAUGGACGAAUGAGCCGUCGGGCUGCAGAGAAGCUGCUUCGUGCCGAUGGGGACUUCCUUGUGAGAGACAGCAUCACCAACCCGGGGCAGUAUGUCCUCACAGGCAUGCACGCGGGGCAGCCCAAGCACCUGCUGCUGGUGGACCCCGAGGGUGUGGUACGGACAAAAGAUGUGCUGUUUGAGAGCAUCAGCCACCUCAUAGACUAUCACCUGAAGAACGGGUUGCCCAUCGUGGCUGCCGAGAGUGAACUGCAUCUGCGGGGAGUGGUCUCUCGGGAGCCAUGAGCCAGGUGACAGUCGUCAGCCCUUGCUGUGGCCCCGAGGGCUCAGCCUUUCUCUCAGACCCUGAAGCCACGAGAACCAGAAUGGUUACCACCUCUCCUUCCGCAUGAGCCUCAGGAAGCCGCCUAUUUCCAGCUGCACUUGCUCAGCUGGCUGGGCCAGUGAGACAGAGUCAGGGUUCAAGCCCCUCGUCCCACCUGAGCCCCAACCCUGAACUUGGGUGAGGCCAUAUAAACCAAAGACAGACCGAGUCGCCUUUAACAAAGACAUCCAAAUGCAGGUCCCAUGCCUCUGGUGCCCGGCGCGGGUAGAGACAUCGGGCUGUGUCCACAGAGUGACGUGGACGGCUCUGUGUGGGCAGGAGUAACAUCCUGCCUUAGCAGGGCUCUGAGGACCUAGAUGCACUGUUGCUUUUGGGGGUGAUUAAGGUGCUUUUGAGUCUCAGAUGCCUGCUAGGGGAGUAGCCUGGGGCUCGCCUGGCGUGUAGGGCAUCCAGGUGAGUAGGAGGCGGAGGAUCCUCAGUGAGGUCUGGUGUCCAGUCAGCACCUCGCAGCUGUCGCCUGCCUGGACCUUCAACUGUCAUUAGACACAGGGUUGAGCGUGAGCCCGCUGUGCCUGCUAGGGACUCCCAGGUGGACAGCUGAGGCUGGGGAAAGCCGUGUGGAGACCCUGGGCUGCAGCACAGUGGGCUAGAUGGGUCUGUGGGGGGUCUGAUCUCCCCCAGCACCCCAGCCCCUGUAUCCCAACAGUGAACAAGGCUCUGGUUUUACUCCAAGAUAAAUGGGCCUCUCUCUUUGUUUGGUGUUUCCCCAGCCCCUUCUUGGAAAUACUGUGGCUUACCUCCUAGGGGCCCCACCUAGGGAUUCCUGAACACGGGCCCCUGGGGAGGGCUGGGCUCCUCUGUGUGGUUCUAGAGAAACAUGUCAGGGAUGGCAUGGGAGCAAAAGCUUCCAGCUGCUCCAAACAUGAGACACCAUUAAAGUCAGAGUUACAGGUCACUUUGAUGCCCUCUUCUUCCGAACACAGAAAGGCCCAGAGUCCCAUCCCCAUGAUCCCCACGGCCCACCCUUCCAUCCCCCGUGGAAACUUACACGGUUUCUUUGGAAAGUCAGUUGUGUCAGGUGGUGUUUUAGCGGGACAGACGCAUAAAGGAGUGUUUUCCUGAAGCAGACACAGGUCAAAGGAUGUUUUCCUUAGCAUAGACGUGUGAAGAAAUGUUUCGACGAAGCUGACACAGAUUAAAAAAAGUGUUUUUGUUAGAGCAAACAUGUAAAAGGAUGUAUGAUGUUAAAAAGGACCCAACAGACGGUGGACAAUGUUAGAUGAUAUUGUCGUUAUUCGAUGGUCACUGCUUGUCGUGACUUUAUAAAACACACACACUAAAAAUCUUCUGGUGGUGAUCUGGCCGCUUUCGCAGACCCAGUGCCAUUGGCAGAGUGGUGUCAGCUGAUUCAAACUCAUGGAGGACACGUGAUGCUUGGGGAGAGUAUAAAUAGGACCCAAUGGACGGUGACAGGCUUACGUAGCCAGCUUUGUAAUCCAUCCCAGGGAUCCAGUCUUAAGUCUUUGCUGAUCUUAACUUCAUUGAGAGGCACAGCAGAAGACUUUCUGUGGGGUCCCUGCUGGUCCUGUCACUCUGGCUGACUCGUGCUGAUAUGUCUGAGGCCUGAUUGUUAGGUCACACCACCGCUGCUGAUUCCUGUUUGCUAUCCUGGCACUGCUGAACUGGACUGCUGGUGCAUAUCCUGACAACACAGAUGGGAGUUGCUCUAAAGAACUCUUUCUAAACAUGUCUCCUUCCCCGGUACCCUAAUAACAUUUCUUUUCCACUUCUUCUGGUGGUUAGUGGGCAAGAAGAGAGGUUAAAACAUUUAGAAACACUUAUUAAAAGUAGGUUUUAAAGGGGCUGGAGGGAUGGCUCAGCGGUGAAGAGCACUGACUGCUCUUCCAGAGGUCCUGAGUUCAAACCCCAGCAACCACAUGGUGGCUCACAACCAUCUGUAAUGGGAUCUGACAGUCCUUCUGGUGUGUCUGAAGACAGCCACAGUGUAUUCAUAUACAUUAAAUAAAUAAAUCAAUCUUUAAGAAAGUUUUUUUUAAAUCAGUCUACCCUACC
Rattus norvegicus (Norway rat) is the source of this 3904-nucleotide messenger RNA. It is a transcript of the gene Shc2, whose product is annotated as SHC adaptor protein 2. The coding region runs from base 70 to 1791 and encodes 573 amino acids. The record is from RefSeq and is marked provisional. The transcript is spliced from 13 exons. NCBI's taxonomy places the organism in Eukaryota, Metazoa, Chordata, Mammalia, Rodentia, Muridae. Gene Ontology annotation, biological process: intracellular signal transduction.